AGAGAGAGUCGCAAAAGGCGAUAGGAGAAGAGAGAGAGACAGAUUUUUGGUAGUGCAGCAGCGAUAGGCGACAGCGUUGGAGGAGCAAAAUUGGCGAAUUUAUGAGUGAAAGAGGGCCAGCAGCAGCGCCGCCGGCGGGAAUGGCGGUCACGGAUCAUCAAAUUGCACAGGCGCUGGACUGUCUCCUUCGCGAAACUAACGCCCUUACUACCAUUACCGCCGUCGUUGAACAGCUCCAGUCCAAACUCGGCGUCAACUUGCUUCACAAAAUCGACUUCAUUCGUAGCCAGAUCCACCAUUUCCACCUGCUCCACUCCAAUUUCAUGCCCCACUUUCAGCACCCCAAGGACCAUUUCUCCAUCCAUCAAAACCCUAAUUUCCCUCCCAAUUUCUCCGCUGCCCAGGGUUACGCCUUCCGCCCCCCUCCCCCGCUGCCUCCUCACCCGCCGUCUCCGUCCUCGGCCGUAAACACCCCCAGCACCGCCUCUGCCGCUCCCCCUGCUAAAGAGAGUGCAUCGACAGGGAAAAAAAGAAGAGGUGGGCCAGGUGGUCUGAAUAAACUAUGCAAUGUUUCUCCAUUGCUUCAAGCCAUUGUAGGCCAGCCAUCCUUGCCGAGGACUGAGAUUUUUUCGCAGAUCGUGAAACAGUUGUGGGUGUACAUUAGGAAACACAAUCUUCAAGACCCAAACAAUAAAAGGAAGAUAAUUUGUAACGAUGAGCUCCGCUUGGUAUUUGAGACUGACUGUACCGACAUGUUCAAGAUGAAUAAAUUGCUAGCUAAACAUAUAACUGCGCUCGAGCCUACAAAACAGAUGGCCCAAGAUGCUAAAAGGCAGAAGGUUGAAGUGGAAUCAGGAAGUGAAUCAACUGAUGCCCCAGUUCCAAUUGUGGUAAUAUCUGAAGCACUUGCCAGUUUCUUUGGAACUGAGGAGAGGGAGAUGUCACAAGCUGAAGUGUUGAGGCAAAUGUGGGAGUAUAUAAAGGCCCACCAACUUGAGGAUCCUUUGAACUCAACCGCAAUCUUGUGCGAUGAAAAAUUACGAGAGCUUCUUGGCUGUGAAAGCAUCUCAGCGUUGGAGGUACCAGAGAUGUUGGCACAACGCCACUUGUUCAAGAAAUCGUGACAAAGAGAUCUGACUGAUAUUUUGAGAUUGCAGAUAGAUGAUGUUAAUCCUAACACACUGUAUCCUGACAUUACUCCUCUGAAUGGUGUUCUUCCUGUAAAGAAGGUUCUAUGGCUUGUCUCUUAUGAUUGGUUAGGCUUAUGAUUGUGUCGCGAGAAAUUCAUGGUGUUGGUAAAUUAUGAAUACAAUUCCAACUCAUCUCGUCACCUAAUAUGUUAGAUUUCUUUCUCGUUGCAACGUUAAUGUAUUUUCUGAUAUGGGUAUUUGCUAGUUUGUGAUAUGGUAGGUCAUGCACUGAACCUCCCAAUUGUAAAGAGAGGUGUGCAGGUUUCAUUCUUUAUCAACUGUUCUGAAACAACUACUAGUGUAAUACAUAUGCUUGCCAUUCCA
This is a messenger RNA of Salvia hispanica, 1514 nucleotides long. The record is from RefSeq and is a predicted model, not a curated record. NCBI's taxonomy places the organism in Eukaryota, Viridiplantae, Streptophyta, Magnoliopsida, Lamiales, Lamiaceae.